Molecule: messenger RNA, 468 nt
Organism: Daucus carota subsp. sativus
Lineage: Eukaryota; Viridiplantae; Streptophyta; Magnoliopsida; Apiales; Apiaceae
Product: histone H4
Exons: 1
Coding region: 61-372 (103 amino acids)
Biological process (GO): nucleosome assembly
Cellular component (GO): nucleosome
Molecular function (GO): structural constituent of chromatin; protein heterodimerization activity; DNA binding
Source: RefSeq, a predicted model, not a curated record
AACAAAUACUCAACCAAACCAAACAAUUAAAAUCUUAAUUUAACAAGUUCUUCUGAAAACAUGUCUGGGCGCGGUAAGGGAGGAAAGGGACUAGGCAAAGGCGGAGCCAAGAGGCACCGGAAAGUGCUUAGAGACAACAUCCAGGGCAUCACCAAGCCUGCUAUUCGACGUCUUGCCAGAAGAGGCGGUGUCAAGAGGAUUUCAGGUCUCAUUUACGAAGAGACUCGCGGUGUGCUCAAGAUCUUCUUGGAGAAUGUGAUUCGUGAUGCGGUGACUUACACCGAGCACGCUAGGAGGAAGACGGUGACUGCUAUGGAUGUGGUUUAUGCUCUCAAGAGGCAGGGCAGGACUCUUUACGGAUUCGGGGGUUAAUUAGAUGGAUUAGCUUUUGUUAGCUGUGAUUGUAGAUCUCUGUGUAUCUCUCUGUUAUCAAUCAAUUUCUAUCUAUAUGAUUCUUCUUGUGUUUUA